This is a messenger RNA of Ricinus communis (castor bean), 2004 nucleotides long. RefSeq names its product geranylgeranyl diphosphate reductase, chloroplastic. Gene Ontology annotation, molecular function: oxidoreductase activity, acting on the CH-CH group of donors, NAD or NADP as acceptor. Bases 201 to 1556 code for a protein of 451 amino acids. The record is from RefSeq and is a predicted model, not a curated record. Gene Ontology annotation, cellular component: chloroplast thylakoid membrane. Gene Ontology annotation, biological process: chlorophyll biosynthetic process; photosynthesis. The transcript has a single exon. Lineage: Eukaryota; Viridiplantae; Streptophyta; Magnoliopsida; Malpighiales; Euphorbiaceae.
UGCAUCAUCCAUCCGUCACAGGCAGACAACAAUUGCCCAAUAAAUUCAACACUCAAAAUUUUUAAAUCCGUGAACAACCAAACACACUCGCUUAGCAGAAACCCCAAAGCCAUCAUCUCAGUCUCAGUUUCGAAUUAAUCUCCAUCAUUGUCUUCUGCACCUUUUCCCUUCUCUCUCUGCUGCACUUCCGAAACCUAACCAUGCCCAUUCCGCAGAUCCAUCAUCAUCUCUACUCAACCUUCCUCUGUCCUCUCUAUACUCCCACCUCCAAAUCCACCUUCUUUAAACCUCAAACUCUCUCAAUCACGUCCGCCAUCUCAGGACGUAAGCUACGCGCUGCUGUCAUCGGAGGCGGUCCAGCUGGUUCCUCCGCCGCAGAAGCACUUGCUGCUGGAGGAAUCGAAACAUUCCUCUUCGAACGCAGCACCUCCACGGCCAAACCUUGCGGCGGAGCCAUUCCUCUCUGCAUGUUAGACGAAUUCAACAUCCCUCUCAACCUCAUCGACCGCCAUGUCACCCGUAUGAAGAUCGUUUCUCCUUCCAAUCUCACAGUUGAUUUUGGUUCCAAAACUUUGAAGCCUCAUGAAUCUAUCCCCAUGCUCCGCCGUGAAGUUCUCGAUUCCUUUCUGCGAUCACGCGUACAAUCCAAAGGCGCUACUUUGAUCCAGGGUUUAGUGAUGCAUAUAGAUAUACCCUCUCUUCCAAAAGAGCCUUAUAUCAUACAUCAUAUAAUUAACAACAACAUCAAAGGCGAGCUAGCGGUCGAUGUAGUCAUCGGCGCUGACGGAGCUAACAGCCGUGUAGCCAAGUCAAUAAACGCUGGAAACUACAGUUGCGCCAUUGCUUUCCAAGAAAGAAUCAGAUUACCUGAUGACAAAAUGGAGUACUACAAAGACCUAGCCGAGAUGUAUGUGGGCGAUGACGUCUCACCCGAUUUUUACGCGUGGGUGUUUCCGAAAUGCGACCACGUAGCAGUGGGUACUGGCACUGUAUGUUCAAAGCAAAACAUUAAGGUUUUCCAAAGAGGCAUACGAGAAAGGGUAAGAGACAAAAUCAAGGGUGGUAAAGUGAUUAAAGUAGAGGCCCACCCAAUACCGGAGCACCCGCGUCCGACCCGGGUAAGAGGACGGGUGGCGCUGGUGGGGGAUGCAGCUGGGUAUGUGACCAAGUGCUCCGGAGAAGGGAUAUAUUUUGCGGCAAAGUCCGGGAGGAUGUGCGGGGAGGGUAUAGUGAAGGCGUCUGAAGGAGGAGAGAAGAUGGUGAGUGAGGAAGACUUGAAGAGGGAGUAUUUGAGAGAAUGGGAUAACAAGUAUGUGAAUACAUUUAGGUUUUUGGAUUUGUUGCAAAGAGUGUUUUAUGGGAGUAAUGUGGGUAGAGAGGCAUUGGUUGAGCUAUGUGGAGAUGAGUAUGUGCAAAGAAUGACAUUUGAUAGUUAUUUGUAUAAGAAGUUGGCCGGUGGAGAUAGAUGGGAGGAUGUGAAGAUGGUUUUGAAUACUUUUGGGAGUCUGGUUAGGUGCAGGAUUGUGGGCAGGGAGAUGGAGGGUUUGAAGGUUUAGUUAGUAGGAUUUGUUUUUUUUUUUUCUUUUUCUUUUUUGGGUUCUAUUGGUCAUUGCACAUCACUUUGUGAUUAUGCAUGAUAAUUGGUAUUCAGCUGGACUGGUUCGAAUUGGAAUACCAAGUGAGCUCGAGUGAUUCGAAUUUGAAAUUUUGCCACGAAUCUAGUACCAAUUGAGCUACAUCCCAUCAAUCGGUGUAUGCUUAAUUGGAUUUUACCAGUGUAGCCUAGUUUGUUAUGCUGGAAUGAGCUCUUUGAUCAUCGUUGGUGUUAGAUUGAAAAUGAAGAAAAGCGGACAGUACCUCAAAACGGGUGGUUUGAGGGGCUGACUCUGUAGUUUAUGGAUUGAUGUUUUUCUGAAAAUUGCAAAGGAUGACCAAGUUCGUAGCUCAUUGAUUUUCAAUUGCUGCUUUAGAAAUUUGAAUUCCAGUUCAAGCUUCUCAGUAUCA